Coregonus sp. 'balchen' is the source of this 18069-nucleotide messenger RNA. NCBI's taxonomy places the organism in Eukaryota, Metazoa, Chordata, Actinopteri, Salmoniformes, Salmonidae. The record is from the annotation of a GenBank genome assembly.
AUGGUAUCUAUAUGGGAGCGCGAGAGCGAAGAGGAGGGGGGGAGAGAGAGAGAGAAGAGAGAGAGAGAGAGAGAGAAGAGAGAUGAGAGAAAGAGAGCGGUCUAUAACUCUAGAUCGAGAGCCGGAGUCUAAAUAGCGAGCGUCGUGGAGAUGUGUAUUGUAUAUCUCUAUAUUAUCUAUAUAGAGUCGCCUAUAUAUCGGCGAUAUUCUAUAGCUCGAGCGAUCGUAUCUGAGACUCUCUCGAUAUUAUAUACUCUAGAUCUCUCUCUCUCUCUCCUCUCUCCUCUCUAAUCAAACACAUUAAUACCGCAGCAUAAUGCCGCAUUCAACAUAUGGUCAUUGUAGGAGCUGUUGUCUUUGGAACACACAUACACACACACACACACACACACACACACAAUACAGAUUUCCACUGAUGUUUGUUUUUCCUGCACUGUCAUCUUGUCUGUCCCUUUUAAGGUCUCCUAGUGUUCUUAUCAACUUGUUUAAUAGUAAUAUGUAUAUUAGGCAUGUAGUAGAGGGCGGGGGUACAUGGGCGUUGUCCAUCGAACGUUCGCCUGCUUCAGAAUAAAGUGUUCAAUCAGCAGAUACAGAUACAAUCCACACGUCUUCAGCACACACACACACACACGCACGCACGCACACACAUGCACGCACGCACACACACACACACACACACACACACACUCUAUUAUCCCCUCCCUCCAGAUGGUGUCUGAGAUGGCAACAAAUGGCUCUCUACUCCCGUUCCACUGAGAUUAAAAUAAUAUGCAUGCAUUUACAAAUCUGUACUGGCACAAAAACAAAAAUGAAAUGAACGAGUUCUGCCAUGCAGGGACAAUAAGCAGGAGACUAAUGGUUACAGUGGUGACUUCAUCAUCAUAGAACAGGUAGAAGAGAUGGAGGGAGGGAGGGAGGGAGGGAGGGAGGGAGGGAGGGAGGAGAGAUAGGGAGGGAGGGAGGGAGGGAGGGAGGAGAGGUGUGUGGAGGGGGGGGUGUGUGGUGGGGAGGGAGGGAGGGAGGUAGGGAGGGAGGGAGGGAGGGAGGGGGGGAGAUAGGGAGGGUAGCAGAGAGAGGGAGGGAGGGAGGGAGGGAGGGAGGUAGCAGAGAGAGAGACUGCUGUAUUAGCAUGCUUAUUUAAUUCUUAGGAGGCCUGAGCACAGACACACAGAAGCAGGGGAUAUAACCUUGCCGUGACAUCAAAGGAAUAUUGAGACAACGUGAGCCGACCUGCUGUGGCUUCAUGCAGUGGCCCCAUCAGUGAGUGAGUGAGUGAGUGAGUGAGUGAGUGAGUGAGGGAGUGAGUGUAUGUAUGUGUACGAUUAGUAAUGUUUUGAUAGUCUGUAUUUAAAUAGAUGUCAAUUAUUUACAUUUUUACAUUUUAGUCAUUUAGCAGACGUUCUUAUCCAGAGCGACUUACAGUUAGUUAGUGCAUACAUUAUUAUUUAUUUUUUCAUACUGGCCCCCCGUGGGAAUCGAACCCACAACCCUGGCGUUGCAAACGCCAUGCUCUACCAACUGAGCUACAUCCCUGCCGGCCAUUCCCUCCCAUACCCUGGACGACGCUGGGCCAAUUGUGCGCCGCCCCAUGGGUCUCCAGGUCGCGGCUGGCUACGACAGAGCCUGGAUUCGAACCAGGAUCUCUAGUGGCACAGCUAGCACUGCGAUGCAGUGCCUUAGACCACUGCAUAAUUAACAGAUAGCAUUUUGCACCCCCCUCCCCCCGUCGCCACAAGAUGAAUGGUUUUGACCACUCUAAAGGUUUCCCGCCCGUCGCUGUUUUGCUCCAGUGCAGUUAGAAGGUUCUAGUUGGUGUUUAAAUAAAAAGACAACGUUGAUCUACUUUGUGCUGUUGUUACAUUUGUAUAAUUGUUUCAUGUCCGGUGGUGUUGGUCCGAUGGUGUUGGUCCGAUGGUGUUGGUGGUGUUGGUCCGAUGGUGUUGGUCCGAUGGUGUUGGUCCGGUGGUGUUGGUGGUGUUGGUACGAUGGUGUUGGUCCGAUGGUGUUGGUGGUGUUGGUCCGAUGGUGUUGGUCGAUGUGUUGGUCGCUGGGUGGUCGAUGGUGUUGGUAGUGUGGGUCCGAGGUGUGUAGUGUUGGGUCGGAUGGUGUUGGUACGAUGGUGUUGGUAAGUGGUGUCCGAUGUUGUGGUGGUGUUGGUCGAUGGUUGUUGUGUGGUGUUGGUCCGAUGGUGUUGGUCCGAUGGUGUUGGUUGUGUUGGUCGAUGGUGUUGGUCCGAUGGUGUUGGUCGAUGUGUUGUCCGAUGGGGAUUGGGGUGUUGGUCGUGGUUGUUGGUCAGAUGGUGGUGCGUGGUGUUCGGUCGAUGGUUGGUAGUAGUGUUGGUCAGGAUAGGUGUUGGUACGAUGAUGUAGUAGUGUUGGAGGGCUGGAGGUGUUGGUCCGAUGGUGUUGGGUGUGGUCCGAUGGGUGUGGUCCGAUCGGUGUUGGUGGUGUGGUACCGAUGGUUGUUGGUCCGAAUGGGUGUUGGUACCGAUGGUUUGUUGGUUGGUGUUGGUCCGAUGGUGUUGGUCCGAUGGUGUUGGUGGUGUUGGUCCGAUGGUGUUGGUCCGAUGGUGUUGGUAGUGUUGGUCCGAUGGUGUUGGUCCGAUGGUGUUGGUGGUGUGUUGGUCCGAUGGUGUUGGUCGUGUUGGUCGAUGGCUGUUGAGUCAAGAUGGUGGUUGGGAUGGGUGUUGGUCCGAUUGGUGGUUGGUCCGAUGGUGUUGGGUCCGAUGUGUUGGGUGGUGUUGGUCCGAUGGUGUUGGUCCGAUGGUGUUGGUGGUGUUGGUCGAUGGUGUUGGUCCGAUGGUGUUGGUCCGAUGGUGUUGGUGGUGUUGGUCCGAUGGUGGUGUUACAUAUCAUUUGAACAGUGUGCGAGGAAAUUCAUUGUAUUAUUUCACUUUGCCUGUCAGAACCAUGAUGAGCACGGCCAUGUCUGAUUAGGCCCCACUGUACUGCACUCUGACUCUGAAAUAUUAUUGGUCCCUCGCACUCCCUCCCCUCUGACCUUCUCCGCCAAUUGGUUUUAAAAGGAGGAGAGGAGAGAGGAUAUGAGGAGUAUGCAAUAGAGAUUCUCCCACUGACUCUGUGUAGCUUUCCAUCUGCCUACAACGGUUGCAUGUCCGGUAGCUCACAGGCUGUCAGUGGGUAGCUCACGUGCUGUCAAUGAGUAGCUCACAGGCUGUCAAUGAGUAGCUAUUGGGCUGUCAAUGAGUAGCUCACAGGCUGUCAAUGAGUAGCUCACGGGCUGUCAAUGAAUAGCUCACAGGCUGUCAAUGAGUAGCUCACAGGCUGUCAAUGAGUAGUUCACAGGCUGUCAAUGAGUAGCUCACAGGCUGUCAAUGAGUAGCUCACAGGCUGUCAAUGAGUAGCUCACAGGCUGUCAAUGUAGCUCACAGGCUGUCACAGGCUGUCAAUGAGUAGCUAUCGGGCUGUCAAUGAAUAGCUCACAGGCUGUCAAUGAGUAGCUCACGGGCUGUCAAUGAAUAGCUCACAGGCUGUCAAUGAGUAGCUCACAGGCUGUCAAUGAGUAGCUCACGGGCUGUCAAUGAGUAGCUCACAGGCUGUCAAUGAGUAGCUAUUGGGCUGUCAAUGAGUAGCUCACAGGCUGUCAAUGAGUAGCUCACAGGCUGUCAAUGAGUAGCUCACAGGCUGUCAAUGAGUAGCUCACAGGCUGUCAAUGAGUAGCUCACAGGCUGUCAAUGAAUAGCUCACAGGCUGUCAAUGAGUAGCUCACAGGCUGUCAAUGAGUAGCUCACAGGCUGUCAAUGAGUAGCUAUUGGGCUGUCAAUGAGUAGCUCACAGGCUGUCAAUGAGUAGCUCACAGGCUGUCAAUGAGUAGCUAUUGGGCUGUCAAUGAGUAGCUCACAGGCUGUCAAUGAGUAGCUCACAGGCUGUCAAUGAGUAGCUAUCGGGCUGUCAAUGUGUAGCUCACAGGCUGUCAAUGAGUAGCUCACAGGCUGUCAAUGAGUAGCUCACAGGCUGUCAAUGCGUAGCUCACAGGCUGUCAAUGAGUAGCUCACAGGCUGUCAAUGAGUAGCUAUUGGGCUGUCAAUGAGUAGCUCACAGGCUGUCAAUGAGUAGCUCACAGGCUGUCAAUGAGUAGCUCACAGGCUGUCAAUGAGUAGCUCACAGGCUGUCAAUGAGUAGCUCACAGGCUGUCAAUGAGUAGCUCACAGGCUGUCAAUGAGUAGCUCACAGGCUGUCAAUGAGUAGCUAUCGGGCUGUCAAUGGGUAGUCAAGUAUUGAAUUUCAAGCUCAGAUUCAACUUCAAAGACCUGGGAGCUUUUCAAAAGCUUCAUAAAGAAGGGCAGUGAUUGGUAGAUGUAUAACAGUAGCCAAUCAGACAUUGAAUAUAUAUUUAAGCAUGGUCAAGUUAAUAAUUAUGCUGUGUAUGAUGUAUUAAACCACCCAGACACAUGAAAGAUACAGUUGUCUUUCUGAACUGAGUUGCAGGGCAGGAAGGAAACUGCUUAGGGAUGUCACCAUGAGGCCAUCGGUGGCUUUAAAACAGCUACAGAUUCAAUGGCUGUGAUGGGAGGAAACUGAGGAUGGAUCAACAACAUUGUAGUGACGCCACAAUAAUGACUUAAAAGAAUAAUACAAAUAUACAGAAUAAAAGUAUUCCAAAACAUGCGUAUGUAUUCUCUCUCUCUCUCAAUUUCAAUUCAAUUAAACGGCUUUAUUGACAUGGGAAACGUGUGUUAACUUUGCCAAAGCAAGUGAAAUAGAUAGUAAACAAAAGUGAAAUAAACAAUAAAUAUUAACAGUAAACAUUACACUCAGAAGUUCCAAAAGAAUAAAGACAUUUCAAAUGUCACAUUAUGUAUAUAUACAGUGUUGUAACAAUGUGCAAAUAGUUAAAGUACAAAUGGGAAAAUAAAUCAACAUAAAUAUGGGUUGUAUUUACAAUGGUGUUUGUUCUUCACUGGUUGCCCUUUUCUUGUGGCAACAGGUCACACAUAUUGCAGCUGUGAUGGCACACUGUGGUUUUUCACCCAGUAGAUAAGGGAGUAUAUCAAAAUUGGGUUUGUUUUCAAAUUCUUUGUGGAUCGCUGUAAUCUGAGGGAAAUAUGUGUCUCUAAUAUGGUCAUACAUUUGGCAGGAGGUUAGGAAGUGCAGCUCAGUUUCCACCUCAUUUUGUGGGCAGUGUGCACAUUGCCUGUCUUCUCUUGAGAGCCAGGUCUGCCUACGGCAGCCUUUCUCAAUAGCAAGGCUAUGCUCACUGAGUCUGUACAUAGUCAAACCUUUCCUUAAGUUUGGGUCUGUCACAGUGGUCAGGUAUUCUGCCACUGUGUACUCUCUGUUUAGGGCCAAAUAGCAUUCUAGUUUGCUCAGUUUUUUUGUUUGUUCUUUCCAAUGUGUCAAGUAAUUCUCUUUUGGUUUUCUCAUGAUUUGGUUGGGUCUAAUUGUGUUGUUGUUGUCUCUCUCUCUCUCUCUCUCUCUCUCUCUCUCUCUCUUUCUCUCAAAUCAAAUCAAAUCAAAUUUUAUUGGCCACAUGCGCCGAAUACAACAGGUACAGACAUUACAGUGAAAUGCUUACUUACAGCCCUUAACCAACAGUGCAUUUAUUUUUAAUUUUAAAAAAAGUAAAAUAAAACAACAACAAAAAAGUGUUGAGAAAAAAAGAGCAGAAGUAAAAUAAAAUAACAGUAGGGAGGCUAUAUAUACAGGGGGGUACCGGUGCAGAGUCAAUGUGCGGGGGCACCGGCUAGUUGAGGUAGUUGAAGUAAUAUGUACAUGUGGGUAGAGUUAAAGUGACUAUGCAUAUAUAAUUAACAGAGUAGCAGCAGCGUAAAAAGAUGGGGUGGGGGGUGGGGGUGCAGUGCAAAUAGUCCGGGUAGCCAUGAGUUACCCGGACAAUUUUUUGGACCUAGACUUGGCACUCCGCUACCCCUUGCCGUGCGGUAGCAGAGACAACAGUCUAUGACUAGGGUGGCUGGAGUCUUUGACAAUUUUGAGGGCCUUCCACUGACACCGCCUGGUAUAGAGGUCCUGGAUGGCAGGAAGCUUGGCCCCAGUGAUGUACUGGGCCGUACGCACUACCCUCUGUAGUGCCUUGCGGUCGGAGGCCAAGCAGUUGCCAUACCAGGCGGUGAUGCAACCAGUCAGGAUGCUCUCGAUGGUGCAGCUGUAGAAUUUUUUGAGGAUCUGAGGACCCAUGCCAAAUCUUUUCAGUCUCCUGAGGGGGAAUAGGCUUUGUCGUGCCCUCUUCACGACUGUCUUGGUGUGCUUGGACCAUGAUAGUUUGUUGGUGAUGUGGACACCAAGGAACUUGAAGCUCUCAACCUGUUCCACUACAGCCCUGUCGAUGAGAAUGGGGGCGUGUUCGGCCCUCCUUUUCCUGUAGUCCACAAUCAGCUCCUUAGUCUUGGUCACGUUGAGGGAGAGGUUGUUAUCCUGGCACCAUACGGCCAGGUCUCUGACCUCCUCCCUAUAGGCUGUCUCAUCGUUGUCAAUGAUCAGGCCUACCACUGUUGUGUUUUCGGCAAACUUAAUGAUGGUGUUGGAGUCGUGCCUGGCCAUGCAGUCAUGGGUGAACAGGGAGUACAGGAGGGGACUGAGCACGCACCCCUGAGGUGCCCCCGUGUUGAGGAUCAGUGUGGCAGAUGUGUUGUUACCUACCCUUACCACCUGGGGGCGGCCCGUCAGGAAGUCCAGGAUCCAGUUGCAGAGGGAGGUGUUUAGUCCCAGGAUCCUUAGCUUAGUGAUGAGCUUUGAGGGCACUAUGGUGUUGAAUGCUGAGCUGUAGUCAAUGAACAGCAUUCUCACGUAGGUGUUCCUCUUGUCCAGGUGGGAAAGGGCAGUGUGGAGUGCAAUAGAGAUUGCAUCAUCUGUGGAUCUGUUGGGGCGGUAUGCAAAUUUAGUGGGUCUAGGGUUUCUGGGAUAAUGGUGUUGAUGGGUCUCUCUCUCUCUCUCUCUAUCUCUAUCUCUCUCUCUCUAUCUCUCUAUCUCUCUCUAUCUCUCUAUCUCUCUCUAUCUCUCUAUCUCUCUCUCUCUCUCUCCCUCUCUCUAGGAGGUGAUGCAGAUGGAGAGACAGCUAGGAGGUCGUCUGAUUGAUGAGCCCCACGUCCUGCUGUUUAAAGACAGCUACCACAACCUGCGCCUCUCCAUCCACGACAUGCCCCAGGCACACUGGAGGAGCAAACUACUGGCUGGGUACCAGGUGAGUUCAAAAUAUCAUUUCAUUGUCAAUGUGUUGUUUUACAGGGUCAGGUCAUAGAGGUACGACGCCCCAAGAGCAAAUUAUGGUUUAGUGCCUUGCUCAAGGGCAUAUCGACAGAUUCGUUUUAAAGCUAAUUGCCUGUUUGCAGUGAUAUGAGUGAGAGUGACUAACAAAAUCAAUGGGGCUCCCCCGGUCGGUAAUUCGACCAAGAUGACUACAAGUUUAGAUAGCUGGCUAGACUGAUUUCCCAAUCUAUAAAAUGUUAACUGACAUGGCAAAGUGAGUGACUGUCAGUGACUGACAUAAGAGAGAACACUGAUGAUGCACAACCGCUUUUCAAAAUGUCACCUUGUGUAUUCUACUGUUCUAACUCUCAACAGUAAGUUGAGACCCCGACUGAGCUAAAAAAAUAAUAAAUAAAUAAAUAAGUAUUGUUAGGUUUUUGGAAAAUGGCCGCCGGUUACCCAUCCCUGCCCCAUAUAGAGCCCUAUGCCCCCUGGUCAAAAGUAGUGCACUACAUAGGGAAUAUGGUGCCAUUUGGGACACAGUUGUUAUUUCAGUGUUUGGUAACUAGUACAUUUUGGUAAUUUAGCUGACUAAUGAGCAUGAGUGGUUUAAUGAAUCACCAUGAGGUCUCAAAGACUUUGACCACAUUUUUAAAUGGCUUUAGACACAAAUGUCUCUUAAAUGCUGCUGAUACAACGAUGGUCCCUUCAAGGUCCCUUUAGGAGAUGUUCAGAUUUUGGGGGAUUUUUAAUUGAGUGUUGUCGGGGUUUAUCUUCCAUUGAUCAUUUGAAAUAUUUCUAGGAUAGAAGGAGUUGAGAGAGUCAGGGACUUCUGCCUAAAAACCAUUGUGGCCUUGCUUCAGGCUUAGAGGAUCAGUGUGCUGUGCCUUCAGAGAGGGGGGACUGUGUGUGUGUGUGUGUGUGUGUGUGUGUGUGUGUGUGUGUGUGUGUGUGUGUGUGUGUGUGUGUGUGUGUGUGUAUGUGUGUGUGUGUGUAGCAGCCUCCACAGUUCCUGUCUGAUUGAUUCUACUAGGAGCCUCUCUCAAAGGGCGCUCAGAUCAAAUAUAGAAGAGGGCAUUAAUACUCCUAGAACUGCCUUCACAUCCUGACUGCUGGAACCUCUCUACCUCUCCUCCUCUCUCCUACUCCCUCCCUCCCUCCACACCCCCCGAAAUCGCUCUCUCGAUCGCUCUGCUGCAUCGCUCAUCUCUCUUCUCUCUUCUCUCUCUCUCUCUCUCUUCUCUCUCCACCUCUCUCCUACUCCCUCUCUCCCUUCCUCCACCUCUCUGCUACUACCUCUCUCCACCUCUCCUCUCCUUCACAUCUGCUUGGCCUACUGCAAAUGGAGAAGGAAAAAGAGGGGGUGAGGGAGGAGGAGAGAGGUGGAGAGGAGGGGGUGAGGGAGGAGGAGAGAGGUGGAGAGGAGGGGGGGAGGGAGGAGAGAGGUGGAGAGGUGGGGGGUGAGAGAGGUGGAGAGGAGGGGGUGAGGGAAGAGGAGAGAGGUGGAGAAGAGGGGGGGGUGAGGGAAAGAGGAGAGAGGUGGAGAGGAGGGGGUGAGGGAGAGGAGAGAGGUGGAGAGGAGGGGGAGUGAGGGAGGGGAGGGAGAGAGGUGGGGGGGUGAGGGAGGAUGAGAGAGGUGGAGAGGGGGGGGGGUGAGGGAGGAGGAGAGAGGGGGGGGGGGUGAGGGAGGAUGAGAGAGGUGGAGAGGUGGGGGUGAGAGAGGAGGAGAGAGGUGGGCGGGGGGGGGGUUGAGGGAGGAGGAGAGAGGUUGGAGAGGGUGGGGGUGAGAGAGGAGGAGAGAGGUGGAGAGGAGGGGGUGAGGGAGGAGGAGAGAGGUGGAAAGGUGGGGGUGAGAGAGGAGGAGAGAGGUGGAGAGGUGGGAGUGAGAGAGGAGGAGAGAGGUGGAGAGGAGGGGGUGAGGGAGGAGGUGCCAUUUGGAAGAAGCAUCAGAGAAGGCCCUGGUUUCUCGAUCUGGACUGCUGAAGACUUCCUCUCUGUCACUGCCAGGUCUUUCCCUCACCUGCUCCUCUCCUGCCAGCCUGGGUCACAGUGCCCCUAUCUGGCCACAUGCAUGUACUGCAGCUGCCCUGCCCUCUGAAAUGACUGGUAAUGGUUAGCAGACGCUAAAUGCGUGCAUACAUUUUUACGUAUGGGUGAACCCGGGGAUCGAACCCACUACCCUGGCGUUACAAGCGCCAUGCUCUACCAAUUGAGCUACAGAGGACCACUAGUUAGUAAAUAUGAACGGUUAGAUACUAGUUACUACAUAUGAAAGGUUAGAUACUAGUUAAUAUAUACUGUAUGCUUGGUUAAGGCCAACCCGUUAACCGAAACAAACUCUGGAGUUGAGAAGCUCUGCUCUGAAAUUACUUCUGAACUAGAGGUGGAGAGUGCAGGCAGUCUGCCCUGGUUUUGUCUGCCUUACCCCCAUCUCUACCUCUAUUACCUCUCCGUCUCUCUCUUUCUGUCUGUCUCUCUCCGUCUGUCUCUCUCUCCGUCUCUCUCUCUCCGUCUGUCUCUCUCUCCGUCUGUCUCUCUCUCCGUCUGUCUCCCUGUCUCUCUCUCCGUCUGUCUCUCUGUCUCUCUCUCCGUCUGUGUCUCUCCAUCUGUCUCUCUGUCUCUCUCUACGUCUGUCUCUCUCUGUCUGUCUCUGUCUCUCUCUACGUAUGUCUCUCUCUGUCUGUCUCUCUGUCUCUCUCCGUCUGUUUCUCACCAUUUGUCUCUCUGUCUCUCUCUCCGUCUGUCUCUCUCUGUCUGUCUCUCGCCGUAUGUCUCUCGCCGUUUCUCUGUGUCUCUCGCCAUCUGUCUCUCUGUCUCUCUCCGUCUGUCUCUCGCCAUCUGUCUCUCUGUCUCUCUCUCCAUCUGUCUCUCGCCAUAUGUCUCUCGCCGUUUCUCUGUGUCUCUCGCCGUCUGUCUCUCUGUGUCUCUCUCCAUUUGUCUCUCUCCGUCUGUCUCUCCGUGUCUCUCUCCGUCUCUCUCUGUCUGUCUCUGUGUCUGUCUUCGUCUCUCUCCGUGUCUCUCUCCGUCUCUCUCUCUCUCAGGGCUCUGUGCAGGCCAGUCAAGGUCUUCCACACCGAUCUCAACAAACCAUUUCUGUAUGGACCUUGCUUUGUGCACGGGGUUAUUGUCAUGCUGAAACAGGAAAGGGCCUUCCCCAAACUGUUGCCACAAAGUUGGAAGCACAGAAUCGUCUAGAAUGUCAUUGUAUGCUGUAGCGUUAAGAUUUCCCUUCACUGGAACUAAGGGGCCUAGCCCGAACCAUGAAUAAAAGCCCCAGAACAUUAUUCCUCCUCCACCAAACUUUACAAUAGCAGCACUUACAGUUGACAGGGGCAGCUCUAGCAGGGCAGACAUUUGACGAACUGACUUGUUGGAAAGGUGGCAUCCUAUGCCGGUGCCAAGUUGAAAGUUACUGAGCUCUUCAGGAAGGCCAUUCUACUGCCAAUGUUUGUCUACGGAGAUUGCAUAGCUGUGUGCUCGAUUUUAUACACCCGUCAAUUUGAAGGGGAGUCCACAUACUUUUGUAUAUAGUACCUCUAUCUUACCUCAGUGCUUCUCUGAGCAACAGGGAGAGAACAUUUUAGUCAUGAAUAAAUUCAAUCAGACAUUCAGCAGGUACCUGACUGGAGCCUCAGUAUCUGCUAUUAAAACCUAGUCACUUUAAAAUCUUUGGCGUGAAAAAGUUACGGUAGCUUCAUGUAUUCAUAAUCUACUCAGAAUAGAGACCUGGUUUUCUUCCUCUCUCAGAAACUCAACCAUCAACUCAACGACCUGCUCAUUUAGAACCGGGAUCUUUGGAAACCCGGCUUUCUCCACUAAUAUAAGUCAACUAAGAUCGUGAUCAUUCUGCUGCUCAUACCCUCUCACGGGGCAGCUAGUCACAUCUGAAACCUUUGCUUUAUAUUGGGUCAUAUUGUGUUCUAGACUAUAAUGUUAGUCUGUUCUUGUUCUCUAGGAGAUCCCGUUCUACCACAUCUGGAACGGUUCCCAGCGGUACCUCCACUGUACCUUCACCCUAGAGCGCCUCAGCCUCAGUACCUGUGAGCUCACCUGUCAGCUGUGUGUCUGGCAGGUGGAGGGGGAGGGACAGAGCUUCAGCCUCGACUUCAACAUCGCCAAGGUAACGCUCAUAUACAGUGGGGGGAAAAAAAGUAUUUAGUCAGCCACCAAUUGUGCAAGUUCUCCCACUUAAAAAGAUGAGAGAGGCCUGUAAUCUUCAUUAUAGGUACACGUCAACUAUGACAGACAAAUUGAGGGAAAAAAAAUCCAGAAAAUCACAUUGUAGGAUUUUUAAUGAAUUUAUUUGCAAAUUAUGGUGGAAAAUAAGUAUUUGGUCACCUACAAAAAAGCAAAAUUUCUGGCUCUCACAGACCUGUAACUUCUUCUUUAAGAGGCUCCUCUGUCCUCCACUCGUUACCUGUAUUAAUGGCACCUGUUUCAACUUGUUAUCAGUAUAAAAGACACCUAUCCACAACCUCAAACAGUCACACUCCAAACUCCACUAUGGCCAAGACCAAAGAGCUGUCAAAGGACACCAGAAACAACAUUGUAGACCUGCACCAGGCUGGGAAGACUGAAUCUGCAAUUGGUAAGCAGCUUGGUUUGAAGAAAUCAACUGUGGGAGCAAUUAUUAGGAAAUGGAAGACAUACAAGACCACUGAUAAUCUCCCUCGAUCUGGGGCUCCACGCAAGAUCUCACCCCGUGGGGUCAAAAUGAUCACAAGUACGGUGAGCAAAAAUCCCAGAACCACACGGGGGGACCUGGUGAAUGACCUGCAGAGAGCUGGGACCAAAGUAACAAAGCCUACCAUCAGUAACACACUACGCCGCCAGGGACUCAAAUCCUGCAGUGCCAGACGUGUCCCCCUGCUUAAGCCAGUACAUGUCCAGGCCCGUCUGAAGUUUGCUAGAGUGCAUUUGGAUGAUCCAGAAGAGGAUUGGGAGAAUGUCAUAUGGUCAGAUGAAACCAAAAUAUAACUUUUUGGUAAAAACUCAACUCGUCGUGUUUGGAGGACAAAGAAUGCUGAGUUGCAUCCAAAGAACACCAUACCUACUGUGAAGCAUGGGGGUGGAAACAUCAUGCUUUGGGGCUGUUUUUCUGCAAAGGGACCAGGACGACUGAUCCGUGUAAAGGAAAGAAUGAAUGGGGGCCAUGUAUCGUGAGAUUUUGAGUGAAAACCUCCUUUCAUCAGCAAGGGCAUUGAAGAUGAAACGUGGUUGGGUCUUUCAGCAUGACAAUGAUCCCAAACACACCGCCCGGGCAACGAAGGAGUGGCUUCGUAAGAAGCAUUUCAAGGUCCUGGAGUGGCCUAGCCAGUCUCCAGAUCUCAACCCCAUAGAACAUCUUUGGAGGGAGUUGAAAGUCCGUGUUGCCCAGCGACAGCCCCAAAACAUCACUGCUCUAGAGGAGAUCUGCAUGGAGGAAUGGGCCAAAAUACCAGCAACAGUGUGUGAAAACCUUGUGAAGACUUACAGAAAACGUUUGACCUGUGUCAUUGCCAACAAAGGGUAUAUAACAAAGUAUUGAGAAACUUUUGUUAUUGACCAAAUACUUAUUUUCCACCAUAAUUUGCAAAUAAAUUCAUUAAAAAUCCUACAAUGUGAUUUUCUGGAUUUUUCUUUCUCAUUUUGUCUGUCAUAGUUGACGUGUACCUAUGAUGAAAAUUACAGGCCUCUCUCAUCUUUAAGUGGGAGAACUUGCACAAUUGGUGGCUGACUAAAUACUUUUUUCCCCCCACUGUAUACGACACAAUACUAUGAUACAAUAUGCUCCUCCAUGAUAUACAGUACUACAUUACAGAGCUUCAGUCUCGACUUUAACAUCACCAAGGUAACACUCAGGUCACAUAUGAUGUAGUUCACACAAUAUGCCUCUCCAAGAUAUGUGUUGAUAUGAUCCAUCCAAAGAGAUGGACUCUUUUUAUGGCUCUUAACAAUAACAGUCCUUUAAUAUGUGUGUGGCUGCUACUCUCUAUGCUCUAAUCCUGUUUAUUUGGUUCAAAUGACCUAAGAAGACAGCAGUCCCCUGGACUAUAUAGUUCAUGGCUCGUAGCUAUACAGGACAUGUGUAUGUCUCUGUCCCUAUGUGUUCCUAUAUAACCCUUUAUAUAUUCCUCUGGCCCUAUAGGACUGUCGGCCCCUGGACUCUGAGUUCCUGCUGAUGGACACUAACCCUAACGGGAUGGCUCUAGCAGGACCCAGUGCUUUCCAGAUCCCCUAUCUGAUCAGGCAGAAGAUCUGCAGCAGCUUGGAUACACCUUGUCCCAACGGGGCCGAUUGGAGACUGCUGGCCCAGAGACUCAAACUGGACAGGUAACUGACCCUAACACCUGACCCUAAACUAGAGACUCAAACUGGACAACUAACUAACCAUAGCCCCAAACCUAACGGUAGGGGGAGUGCAUUCGGAAAGUAUGCAGACCCCUUAACUUUUUCCACAUUUUGUUACGUUUCAGCCUUAUUCUAAAACAGAUUUUUUUUCUUUUUUUCCUCAUCAAUCUACACACAAUACCCAAUCACGACAAAGCAACAACAGGUUUUUAGACAUUUUUGCAAAUGUAUUACAAAUAAAAAACGGAAAUAUCACAUUUACAUAAGUAUUCAGACCCUUUACUCAGUACUUUGUUGAAGCACCUUUGGCAGCGAUUACAGCCUCGAGUCUUCUUGGGUAUGACGCUACAAGCUUGGCACACCUGUAUUUGGGGAGUUUCUCCCAUUCCUAUCUGCAGAUCCUCUCAAGCUCUGUCAGGUUGGAUGGGGAGUGUCGCUGCACAGCUAUUUUCAGGUCUCUCCAGAGAUGUUCGAUCGGGUUCAAGUCCGGGCUCUGGCUGGGCCACUCAAGGACAUUCAGAGACUUGUCCAGAAGCCACUCCUGCGUUGUCUUGGUUGUGUGCUUAGGCUUGUUGUCCUGUUGGAAUGUGACACUUCGCCCCUGUCUGAGGUCCUGAGCGCUCUGGAGCAGGUUUUCAUCAAGGAUCUCUCUGUAUUUUGCUCUGUUCAUCCUUCCCUCGAUCCUGACUAGUCUCCCAAUCCCUGCCGCUGAAAAACAUCCCCACAGCAUGAUGCUGCCACCACCAUGCUUCACCGUAGGGAUGGUGCCAGGUUUCCUCCAGACGUGACGCUUGGCAUUCAGGCCAAAAGGUUCAAUCUUGGUUUCAUCAGACCAGAGAAUCUUGUUUCUCAUGGUCUGAGUCCUUUAGGUGCCUUUUGGGAAACUUCAAGCGGGCUGUCAUGUGCCUUUUAAUGAGGAGUGGCUUCCGUCUGAUGGUUGUCCUUCUGGAAGGUUCUCCCAUCUCCACAGAGGAUCUCUGGAACUCUGUCAGAGUGACCAUCGGGUUCUUGGUCACCUCCCUGACCAAGGCUCUUCUCCCCCGAUUACUCAGUUUGGCCGGGCGGCCAGCUCUAGGAAGAGUCUUGGUGGUUCCAAACUUCUUCCAUCUAAGAAUGAUAGGCCUCUGUGUUCUUGAACCUUCAGUGCUGCAGAAAUGUAUUGUCUAAAAACCUGUUUUUGCUUUGUCAUUAUGGGGUAUUGUGUGUAGAUUGAUGAGGGGAAAAAAAUUAUUUAAUCCAUUUUAGAAUAAGGCUGUAACGUAACAAAAUUUGGAAAAAGUCAAGGGGUCUGAAAACUUUCCCAAUGCACCAUAUAGGGCUAAAAGAUUGGUUUGGGACUGGGCCUAGGUAUAGAGAUUCAGUAUUGGUUUGGUACUGGGCCCAUUUAACAUGAUUUAACACAGCUAAUUUGUCCCAGUAACUUUCUCAUUUAAAUCAGGCUUUAGUUUAAACAGGAAAGAAUCAGAGAGAAAAACCCUGAUCAAUUACCUUCCGAUGUAACUUCUUCCUGGUAAUGAAGUCUAUUAUGUCCACAUCAGCUGGAUUGACCCUAAUUAAUUACACAUUGGAUUGGUGCAGGACAGGUCCAAUUAGCCCUGUUUGGCUCAACCUAAUCCAUUCCCAUUUAGUUCCCUUAAAGCAACAUCUCCUCUGUUGGGUAAAGGGGCAAUCUGGGAUCGGUACGUCCCAUGUUCUUUGCUUUGAUGGAAGGGGUUUUAAUCCAUCUAACAUGGAUGUAUCCAAUGGAUGUAGCCUGCAGCUAAUCUAAGACAUGCUGUAGUCACGUGUGUGUGUGUGUGUGUGUGUGUGUGUCUGUGUGUGUCUGUCUGUGUGUGUGUGUCUGUGUGUAUGUGUGUGUGUGUGCGUGUGUGAGUGAAUACAAGCAGGCAGAGGUGAACGUGACCAAUCGAUAAAACACCAAAUGUUAGUAGUUGAUUUUAUCUCUUACUAUACAGAACAGUGUGGUGUGAAAGGCUGUUUCUGCAGUACACCAGAUACUAUAAGCUGUAAUGUGAAGAACACAUUCUAAUCGCCACACAGCCCUUUUGUAUAUUAACAAUGUAAGCGUAUUGGUUCACUGGUACAGUUUACUACCAUCAUGGUCUUAGUUGUGGCCCUGUAUGUAGUAGGCUGGGAGGUGAUGUGUUCCUGUAGAAUACAAUACAGUACCUUUUCCCACCCGCCUGACUGUCUGUUGGAUGUCCACACACACACACACACACACACACACACACACACACACACACACACACACACACACACACACACACACACACACACACACACACACACACACACACACACACAACACACAAACACACACACACACACACACACACACACACACACACACACACACACACACACACACACACACACACACACACACACACACACACACACGCUGAAUAUAAGCCUGUAAUAGUCUGAAAGCUUUGUCGUUCCUUGUAUCCAUUUAAGUGAUUUUCCCCGCAGUAGGUUAGCAGGACAGAGUGAAGAAUUACAAAGGUCUAGCUGUGUUCUCCAGAUGAAGCUGAAGGACUGACAGGCUUGCUGACCUUCCUCUACCCUCAACCUCUCCUCACACCCCGACCCCCCAACCCUCUACCCCCCGACCUCUAGGCCAGUUCCCCCCAUUCACCUUUGAUGUGGUACACAACAACACUUCAAUCCCUAGUCAGUAGAGGAUCAGAAAAAGGCCGAGCCACUCCAGAUACCUCAGGGAGGAAGAUUCUAGCCGCUGUCAUCCUCCACAUCACAUGUGCUACUGAGCUGAAGGAAUGGGUCUCGUCCCAAAUGGCACCCUAUUCCCUAUGUAGGGCACUACUUUAGACCAGAGAAUGGCACCCUAUUCCCUAUGUAGGGCACUACUUCUGACCAGGGUCCAUAGGGAGGCCCAUAGGGCUCUUGUCAAAAGAAGUGCACUAUAUAGGGAAUAGGGUGCCAUUUGGGAUGCAGACAACAUGUGAGGAAGGACAGGGGUCACUGCAUUUAGGUCUAUUGAUUGGUUGGGUUUGAUGUGAAAGGUUAAGGCCUGGAAGUGGAAAAGGUCAUUUCCUACUUUAAAUGUGAACGUUCUUUAAGGGAUUUAUUAAAGGUUUUAUGUGUGAUUUAUGUUGGAUUCAUUGCCAUGUUUAUAAUCACAUGCAAAAAGGGGAUCCUAACUGCUCAAGGGGAAGGGAUAAGACUUCUAAAAGGAAUGGUUUGAUGUAUAUUGUUUGCUUACAGAAGUAUAGUAUAGUAUAGUAUAGUAUAGUGUGGUGUUAGUGUAAUAUAGUAUACGUUAUAGCUAGUAUAGUAUACGUAUAGUAUAGUUGGUUAUAGGGUAGUGUGGUAUAUUACAGUAUAGUAUAGUGUAGUGUAGUGUAGUAUAUUAUGGUAUAGUGUGGUAUAGUAUAGUGUAGUAUAAUAUAAUAUAGUAUAGUAUAGUGUGGUGUAGUGUAAUAUAGUAUAGUAUAGUAUAGUGUGGUAUAGUGUAGUGUGGUAUAUUAUAGUAUAGUAUAGUGUAGUGUAGUGUAGUGUAUUAUAUUAUGGUACAGUGUGGUAUAGCGCUUGUUUGUUCCUCCUCCUGGCUUUCCCUGCGUUUGGGGGGGGACGUCAAAAAGGUACAAAGGUUUUUCGUGCAUAUUUUGGGGGAAGGAUACUUCCCCAAAACCGGACUCACAAAGGGGCUUUUUCAGUGCAGUAUUUGGGGGAAAGGGGAAGUCAACAGGACUCACAAAAAACUUAAGUGCAGUAUUGGGGGAAGGAGACGUCAACAAGGACUCACAAAGGACUUUACAGUGGUUUGGGGGAAAGGACGCAAAAAGGACCCAAAAAUUUACGGCAAGGGGGGGAAGGAACCAACACGGGCCCCAAGGGCACAGGGGGAGGGGGGGAAAGGUAGGGGAACCAAGGGGCAAGAAACAACCCAGAGACAACAGAGGGGAAAAAACAGAGAAAAAAAAACGAAAAAAAACCCCCCCCCCCGCCCCCACCCACCCCCCCCCCCCCCCCACCUCCCCCCACCCCCCCCCCCCCCCCCCCUCCCCCCCCCCCCCCCCCCCCACCCCCCCCCCCCCCCACCCCCCCCUCCCCCCCCCCCCCCCCCCCCCCCCCCCCCACCCCCCUCCCCCCCCCCCCCCACCCCCCCCCCCCACCCCCCCCACCCCCCACCCCCCCCCCUCCCCCCCCCCCCCCCCCCCACCCCCCCACCCCCCCCCCACCCCCCCCCCCCCCCCCCCCCCCUCCCCCCCAUUCCCCCACCCCCUCCCCCCACCACCCCCACCCCCCCCCCCACCCCCCCACCCCCCCCCCCCACCCCCCCCCCUCCCCCCCCACCCCCCCCCCCCAAACCCCCCCCUUUCCCUCCCUCCUCACCUCUCCUCUCCCUCUCCACCUCUCCUCUCCCUCCUCACCUCUUUCUUCGCCAUCUCUCCUCACCUCUCCUCCUCCCUCCUCACCUCUCCUCCUCACCUCUCCUCUCCCUCCUCACCUAUCCUCUCCACCUCUCCUCUCCCUCUCCUCUCCAUCUCCUCUCCCUCUCCUCCUCUCCAGGCACAUGAGUUUCUUUGCAUCCAAGGCGAGUCCCCACCCA